Messenger RNA from Anas platyrhynchos (mallard), 2634 nucleotides. It is a transcript of the gene FOXA2, whose product is annotated as forkhead box A2. Gene Ontology annotation, molecular function: RNA polymerase II cis-regulatory region sequence-specific DNA binding; protein domain specific binding; DNA-binding transcription factor activity, RNA polymerase II-specific. Lineage: Eukaryota; Metazoa; Chordata; Aves; Anseriformes; Anatidae. The record is from RefSeq and is a predicted model, not a curated record. Gene Ontology annotation, biological process: anatomical structure morphogenesis; cell differentiation; regulation of transcription by RNA polymerase II.
AGGGAGGGCAGGACGGAGGGAGGGAGUCGCUCCGCCGCUCCCCGACGGCCGCAUUCAGGCAGCCUCCGCCGGCGGGAGCGAGCGCGCCCGGCAGCGCGGCGAUGGAGGGGCCGGGGGGCUUCCGAGGGGGCUGAUUCCGCCCGUGAGGCCGGGGGGGCCGUCCGUCUGUCCGGCCGGGCUGCGGGGCGCUUCGGCUCCGCCCCGACGGCGCCCACCGGGACCCUGCAAGCGGCGCCGCGGGGACGGCGGCGAGGUCCCCGGCGGCCCCGACGGCUCCGGUCGCACUCCGCCGCCCGCCGCGCCCCCUCGGCCGCCCUCGCUGUUUGUUUUAGUUACGAAAUUGCUGUAGGAACUCGGGCAGAGCCGCGGGAGGGGCCCCGCGGCCGAGCCGGAGCCGCAGCCGGAGCCGGAGCCGAGCGGCGGCUCCCGGAGCCCGGACCGAUGGGGCAGCGCCGGGGCGCGGCCGGGCGGGUGGCGGCCUGAGCCCGCUCUCCGCCGAGCAGCCGCGGGGAGAGAAGUAUGCUGGGAGCGGUGAAAAUGGAAGGCCAUGAGCACACGGACUGGAGCAACUACUACGGGGAGCCCGAGAGCUACUCCUCAGUGAGCAACAUGAACGCAGGGCUGGGCAUGAACAGCAUGAACACGUACAUGACCAUGUCGGCCAUGAGCACCACAGCCAACAUGACGGCUGCCACCUCCAUGAACAUGUCCUAUGCCAACACGGGCAUGAGCCCUUCACUCACUGGCAUGUCCCCGGGUGCGGGGGCCAUGCCCGGCAUGGGUUCGGCCGGCGUGGCGGGGAUGGGUGCCCACCUGAGCCCCAGCAUGAGCCCGAUGGGGGGCCAAGCAGGCUCCAUGAACGCCCUGGCCCCCUACACCAACAUGAACUCCAUGAGCCCCAUCUACGGGCAGUCCAACCUCAACCGCUCACGGGACCCCAAGACCUACCGGCGGAGCUACACGCACGCCAAGCCACCCUACUCCUACAUCUCCCUCAUCACCAUGGCCAUCCAGCAAUCACCCAACAAGAUGCUGACGCUGAGCGAGAUCUACCAGUGGAUCAUGGACCUCUUCCCCUUCUACCGCCAGAACCAGCAGCGCUGGCAGAACAGCAUCCGCCACUCGCUCUCCUUCAACGACUGCUUCCUCAAGGUGCCCCGCUCCCCGGACAAGCCGGGCAAAGGCUCCUUCUGGACUCUGCACCCUGAUUCGGGCAACAUGUUUGAGAACGGCUGCUACCUGCGCCGCCAGAAGCGCUUCAAGUGCGAGAAACAGCUGGCCGCCAAGGACAGCGGUGGGGCGGCUGGCGGGGCAGGUGGCGGGGGCAAGAAGGGGCCCGGGCAGCCACCGAGCCAGACCCUGGGGGAAGGCAGCUCCUCGGGUGGCUCCGAGGGCUCAGCUGGCGCCGAAUCCCCCGCCAGCGCCUCGCCGUGCCAGGACCACAAGCGCGCCCUGGCUGACCUGAAGGGCACGGCGGGGCUGAGCCCUGGGGAGCCGGCGGCAUCGCCAGCGCAGCACCUCCUGGCCCCCCCGCACGCUGGCCUGCCCCACGACGCCCACCUCAAGCCCGAGCACCACUACGCCUUCAACCACCCCUUCUCCAUCAACAACCUGAUGUCCUCCUCCGAGCAGCAGCACCACCACCCGCACCACCACCACCACCACCACCACAAAAUGGACCUCAAGGCCUAUGAGCAGGUGAUGCACUACUCAGGCUACGCCUCGCCCAUGCCCGGCAGCCUGGCCAUGGGGCCCGUAACGAACAAAAAUGGCUUAGAGUCCUCCCCUUUAGCCGGAGAGACUUCUUACUACCAAGGUGUGUAUUCCCGGCCCAUCAUGAACUCCUCCUAAAGGGCCGAGGGGAAAGCUCCCCUGGUGAGGGGGGAAAGACCCCACACCCCCGCGCAGUCCCCUAGCAGAGCGAUGGACUAUGAACGCUGUUGAGCACGGUACAUAUACAUAUAUCUAUCUAUCUAUUUUUAUUUUGUUUCCUUGGCUCCAGAUGUUUGCAUCCAUUCGGGAAACAGCAGGCAUGUCUCGCAAGCACCUCAGCCUGCGCUGAGGGCAGGCACGCUGGUCCUCCCCCCCCAGCCCAAAACCACCCAUGCCUGGGGGGCUGCGAUUCCCGUGUUUUGCCUUGUGGGGUGGUUUGUUUCAGUGGGGAGGGGCGGGUUGGGGGUGCGGGGAGGGGAGAGGGGGGUUUCUGUUGGGGCUGUUUUUUUUUUUCGUUGUUGUCGUUGCAAGGAGGUAUAAAUAUAUCUAUUUUUUUUUUGUGUGGAAGUGACGGAAAAAAAAAUACCAAGCAGACAAACAACAAAACGAAACCCUCCUUCAGUGUGAAACCCACGCUAGUUUUGAAUUCAAGGACCAAAAGUCUUGUAACGUUGUAAAAAGGGGGGAAAAAGGGGAGGGAAAAAAAAAUGAAAAAAAAAAAAAAAGAAAAACAUUAAAAAAAAAAGUCAGGAUAGAUCGUUGUAAUUGAAACAAACGCUUGAUGUUACCGGGAGAGUAAACUACUUGGAUCUGAUUAAUUUAUCGUUUCUGUAUGCUUUAUUUAUGGCUUAUAAAUGUGUAUUCUGGUAGCGACUAGCCAGAUUUUCACAGAACUAUAUUAAAGUGUUAUUGGCGGUUUUU